AUGCGCGAUCAAGGUAUGUGAUUUAUUGGAACUAGGUAUUUCACAGCUCACACUCUUAAACCACCCUAGGCAAUCUUUCGUAAAACUGUUUCUAUUGACAUAUGUAUUAAUAAAUUUGAAAAUAUAGAUAGCCCACUUUCAUUAGAUUAAAAAGAAUAAUUUUUUAAAGAAUCAAAACUAACUAAAUCCUUUUCUUCUCCUCCUAAUUCGGGAAGAGAUAAUUGCAUUCCUGAUGAAGAAGUGAUAUCAUAUUUUAUAACAGAUGAUAACCACUCAUAAACUAGCUAUAAAUAGGUGAGAUUCUAGGAACCUUAAGAAAAGUAAUAUGAUCAUAUAAGUAGAAUAGAACUACCAAUACUAUUGGAUUAAAAUGUAGAAGAUAGAAAUCUAUUCCAAUUCCUGAAAAAGUUUAAGAAGAUCUUAUUGGUGAGUCUUCUUAACUCUCUCCAUACAAUAAAUCCUAAAUUCGUAUUAAAGAUCGAUAAUAUAUGAACUAAUCAACUAAUUUAUUGCAUGAAAAUGAAAAUUAAUUUAAAAUUAAUAUUGACAAUAGUUUUGGAAUUAAAACAAUAUCUUCAAAUGAUCAAUUUGAUCAAAUUAAUUAAAUGGCAGAUGAAAUAGUCAAUUUAGUCAAAAACUAUUUAAAUGAUAUUUAAGACUAAGAAAAUUAUUUUACUUUUGAUGAACGAGAAUUAGAUACAAGAAAUCGAUAAUAAAUUUAAAGAAGAGUACUUAAGGUAAAUUUAAUUCAUAUUCAAUAAAAAUUAGAAAGCAUUAGAAAAUUUAAAUUUUAAGUUAAAUGUAACUGCUUGUUCUCCCAUUUGUAGAUUAUCAAAUACAUCAUCUCAAUUAGAAGAUUUCUAUAUUGAUUAUAAAGAAUUGUAAUUAAAAAUUGAAGAACUAACAGAUCAAAAUGAUUUAUUGAAGGAUAAAUUAGAAAUUUAAGAUCUAUAAUUAUUACAAUAAUAUGAAGAAGUUAAAGAACUAAAGAUAAAGUUAUUAGAUUUAGAAUUUCAAAAUAAAUCAUCUAAAAUUGAUUUGGAUGCUAAAGAUAAAGAUAUUGUCAUUUUAAAUGAGUAAUUGAUGAAAUUAAAAAACUAAUUAGAUGGAUAAAUUAAAAUUUGUUAAAUUUAAUCAUCGAAAAUUUAAUAAUUAGAAUAACAGUUAGAAAAAUAAUCAAAUUCUAAAUAUCAGAAAUUGAAAUCAAAUAUUAAUAUAAAUAAUUCAUUUAAAAGAGAAAAAAAACAUGCAAAUUCAUUUCAUGAAGUAUGUUAUUCUCCAAAUGGAAAAAAAAUUGUGAUUGUUAAUAGUAGUACAAAUAGUUCUCAACAAUCUCCUAUAAAUUUAUAGAUUUCAAAUAGUAAAACCUUAAAUAUGGAUGAUACUACUUAUUUUGGAUCAGUUUAUAAUGAGAAGAGAUAAGGUUAUGGAAAUUUAAAGAAAGGAGAUAAAAAACUAUAUAGGGGUAUAAAUAAAAUAUUAUAGAUAAGGAUUUUGGCAGGAUGAUACUUUUAAUGGUUUUGGACAUUUAUAUAAUGAAAAUGUAGAAAUGGGGAUUAUUGAUUAUAUAAAUUUAGAUUCAGUAGGAAAUAAAUGGAUUAGCUAUUAAGGAGAGUUUUAGGAUGGUUUAUUUCAUGGAUAUGGAAUAUGGACAUUUAGUGAUAAUACUAGAUUUCAUGGAAAGUUUGAAUUUGGUAAAGCUUGUGGUAGAGGGUAAUAUAGGUUAUAUAAAAUUUAGAGUUUGUUAUAGGAAUAUUAAUACUAUUUAGGGAAUAUGGAAUAAAAAUAUUAAAAUGUGA
Paramecium sonneborni is the source of this 1799-nucleotide messenger RNA. The record is from the annotation of a GenBank genome assembly. Lineage: Eukaryota; Ciliophora; Oligohymenophorea; Peniculida; Parameciidae.